ACAGUUGCGUGUCGGUCCCCGUACCGUGCGGUACAUUAUUUGGUAUUCUCUUUCUUCUUUUGUGAAGUUGAUUAUUAUUACUUUUUUUUUCUUUUUCUUAUGUCAGAUAUAUACGUAUAUGCAUACUACUCGUAUUAAUCUACUGUGAUUUAGAAGUUCGUCGUGUAUGUUUCAAAGCACGAUCGACGAUUUCAUCAACGAAAAGAAAAAGAAUGGAGAAUCAGCAGGUAUGGGUCCGCGAUCCACAGGAAGGCUUCAUCAUCGGAAAGUUCACGGACAUGGUGGAUGGCGAUGCAUUGAUCUUACCAUUCGAUCGAAAAUAUCCACAACGCACUUGUCCUCUCGACGAGGUCUUUCCUGCCGGAGAAUACACCAAAGAUGUUGAAGAUAACUGUGCAUUGAUGUACCUUAAUGAGGCCACUCUGCUAAACAAUAUACGUACUCGUUAUUUCAAGGACAGGAUAUAUACAUACGUAGCUAAUAUUUUGAUAUCUGUUAAUCCUUAUUGUGAAAUUAAGAAUCUUUAUUCACCAGAAACCAUAAAAACUUAUAAAGGAAAAUCUUUAGGCGAAACACCACCACAUGUUUUUGCAAUUGCCGACAAAGCAUUUAGGGAUAUGAAAGUAUUGAAACAAUCACAAAGUAUUAUCGUUUCGGGUGAAUCUGGAGCUGGUAAAACUGAAUUAACAAAGUAUCUUCUUAGAUAUCUUUGUGAUCUUUGGGGAUCUACAGCUGGACCGGUCGAACAAAAAAUUCUCGAUGCCAAUCCCGUGUUAGAAGCUUUUGGAAACGCAAAAACGAAGAGAAACAAUAACAGUUCUCGAUUUGGUAAAUUCAUGGAAGUGCAUUUCGAUGCGAAAUGCCAAGUGGUUGGUGGUUAUAUAUCUCAUUACUUGUUAGAAAAAUCAAGAGUAUGUUUGCAAAGUCCAGAUGAGAGAAAUUAUCACAUUUUCUAUAUGAUGUGUGCCGGCGCUCCGCCCGAGUUACGUUUGAAAUUAGGAAUUACCAAGCCGGAUGAUUUUCAUUACCUGAAGAAUGGUUCCACGCAAUACUUUUGUAGUCCAGAGUCUGAGAAGAAACUAAAGGAUGCACAAAAAAGUUCUGAACAAAUGAAACAAGGAAGUCUUUCGGAUCCUUACUUGGACGAUGUUGAAGGAUUCAAUGAAAUGGAUCAGGAAAGAGCAACGGCAUUAACUCGUCUUGGAUUGUCGGAUUCCGAACGAAUGGAAAUUUAUACGAUGGUAGCAGCAGUACUGCAUCUUGGUAACAUUACUUUCGAGGAUAAUCCUGAAGAUACCAAAGGUGGUUCAAGAAUAAGCCCAACUUCUGAUAAGGCUGUUUUGAUGACUGCUACAUUAUUGGGGGUUGAUCCUGAAGAACUUAGACAAGCAUUGGUGUCAAAAGUCAUGCAAACUAGUCGAGGUGGUAUCAAAGGAACCGUCAUUAUGGUGCCUUUGAAGGUUUAUGAAGCUAAUAAUGCUAGAGAUGCUUUAGCAAAAGCAAUUUAUAGCAAAUUAUUCGAUCAUAUUGUUGCUAGUAUCAACAAAAGUAUUCCUUUCAAAGCGUCGAGUUAUUACAUUGGUGUUUUGGAUAUUGCAGGAUUUGAGUAUUUCAAAGUUAAUAGUUUCGAACAGUUCUGCAUUAAUUAUUGUAACGAGAAGUUGCAACAAUUUUUCAACGAACGAAUUUUGAAGUAUGAACAGGAUCUUUAUGCCAGAGAAUCUUUGAAUAUACCUAAAAUCUCCUAUGUAGAUAACCAGGAUUGUAUAGAUCUUAUUGAAUCCAAAAGCAAUGGUAUCUUUAGAAUGUUAGACGAAGAAUCUAAGUUACCUACUCAUAGCUUUGCACAUUUUACAAGCGAAGUACAUCGUGCUUGGAACGGACAUUUCCGUAUUACUUUACCACGAAGUUCUCGUUUAAAGGCGCACAGGGAAUUAAGAGAUGACGAAGGAUUUGUAAUCCGUCAUUAUGCUGGUGGUGUUUGUUAUCAAACGAAUCAAUUUAUCGAGAAGAACAACGACGCUCUACAUGCUUCCUUGGAAGCAUUGAUACAAGAAAGCAAUAAUAAAUUUCUUCGAACGCAAUUUGCCAAUAAUUCUUCCCAAAAAGGAAAAUUAACGUUCAUUAGCGUUGGUAGUAAAUUUAAAACGCAAUUGGGUGAACUCAUGUGUAAAUUAAAGAGUAACGGCACAAAUUUUAUUCGAUGCAUAAAACCUAAUAAUGACAUGGUUGCACAUCAAUUUGACGGGAACAGCAUUUUAGGUCAAUUGCGUUGUUCGGGAAUGACGUCUGUAUUGGAAUUGAUGGAACAUGGUUAUCCUAGUAGAGUUACCUUUCAAGAAUUGUACAAUAUGUACAAAUCUUAUUUACCUCCAGAAUUGGCAAAAUUAGAUCCAAGAUUCUUUUGCGAGACUUUACUUCAUAGUUUGAAAUUGAACAAAAAAGAUUUUAGAUUCGGUAUAACUCGAGUUUUCUUUAAACCUGGAAAAUUUGCUGAAUUUGAUAAAAUUAUGAAAUCAGAUCCAGAUAAUUUGCAAAAGUUAGUCGCUAAUGUAAAAAAAUGGUUGCUUAUAUCGAGAUGGAACAAAAUGCAAUUCUGUGCUUUAUCGGUAAUCAAAUUAAAAAACAAAAUUAUAUAUCGUAGGUAUUAUUUAAUAAUUCUUCAAAAAACAGCAAGAAUGUUUAUAACGAAAAAACAACAUCUUCCGCGAAUAAAGGGUUUAGUUAAAAUAAAGAAUCUUCAAUCGCAAUUAAUAAAAAUGCAGGAUAUAUCGAAUCAAUUAAAGAAUCGUGAUAAAUGUAUCGCCGAUAUCAAUCAAUUGCAAGUAGAUUUAGAAAAUUCUAUUCGUCAUAUUAAAGAGGAUGCCAAAAUAAAAGUUGCGGAAAUAGAUACGAUUUACACGAAUUUGGUAAAUCAGAUGAAUAAGCAAAUGGCAUCUUUGCAAGAUACGGUGAAGCAGCAGAAAAUAGCGGAGGAACAAGCACGACUGAAAAAUAUACAACGAGAAUUAGAACUUGAGAAGAAUAAGAAGGAGGAAGAAGAACGUAAAAAGAAAGAGGACGAGGAUAAUCGAAAGAAAAAAUUGGAAAUCGAAGUUAGAAGAAAAGCUGAAGAACAACAGAGAAAGAUGCAAGAAUUUGAAGAUCGCAAAGCUGUUGCAGCUAUUCAGGCGCAAUUAGAAAAAGAAGCUAUCGAGGAAUGUCGCUAUCGUGAAUUAUUGGAACAAGAAAGACGAGAUCACGAGUUGGCUGUACGAUUAGCUCAAGAAUCGAAUGGACAAGUGGAAGAUUCACCACCACCUGUUCGAAAUGGUUCGGAUGUACGAGUACCAUCAACGAACAACAACAGGCUUAUAAGGUCGGAACAAGUUCGUAAUCACCAAGCAGCUAUGAUCAAUAAAAAAUAUGACUUAUCAAAAUGGAAGUAUUCUGAAUUACGUGAUGCUAUUAAUACUUCUUGCGAUAUUGAAUUAUUGGAGGCUUGUCGUCAUGAGUUUCAUCGUAGAUUGAAGGUAUAUCAUGCUUGGAAAGCAAGAAACCGAAGGAAAAAUAUUAUGGAUGAAAAUGAGAGGGCUCCGAAGUCCAUCAUGGAAGCUGCUGCUAGGACUACGCGAACAUCUAUGAAGCAAACGAUAGUUGAUUCUUCACAAAGAUAUUUUCGAAUUCCAUUCGUUCGUCCUUCUGCUUCGAAUCAACAAGAUAAUUCUCAUACCAGUGGUAAGAGAGGUUGGUGGUAUGCUCAUUUUGAUGGUCAAUAUGUUGCAAGACAAAUGGAACUUCAUCCAGAUAAACCACCUAUACUUCUUUUGGCUGGCGUCGAUGAUAUGCAAAUGUGCGAGUUGAGUCUUGAGGAGACUGGUUUGACUCGUAAACGCGGUGCAGAAAUUCUAGAGCACGAAUUCAAUCGUGAAUGGGAACGCCAUGGUGGCAAGCCUUAUAUUUUAGCAUGCGAUCGUAAAAAAUGAAGCGAGAUUAUCGCUUAAGUUAUGCAUGUUUCAAGUUCAUUGAGAUAUUUUGUUAAUAUGCGUUAUGUUAUAAAAAAAAAAGGCAGUUUUAUAUUACAAAAUGUAAUAUAUGAAAAACCAUGCCUGAAAUUAUGUAAUUAAUGAGAUGAGGUUGAUUAUUAAUUAUUUAAAAAAAAAAACAAUGUGUUCGAUAUAAAUAAUAAUAUAUUAAUAAUAAUGAACAUCCGAUAAAAAAAAAAUCAAUUAAAUCAGAUUUUGUUUUUGUCAGAAAAGAAUUUUGAUUCAGUUGUCCAGUAAACAUUUUCAGUAUUUGAUAUUUAGCAUAGCGCAUUAUCAUGAGAAACGAAAAAAAAUUAACUGCACUAAUCGUCAUUUAUUUUUAUUAUAUAUAGAUUAUACACAUAUUUAUAUAUAUAUGUAUGUGUAUGUAUGUAUGUAUGUAUGUAUGUAUAUGUAUAUAUAUAUAUAUAUAUAUAUAUAUAUAUAUAUAUAUAUAUAUAAAGAGAGAAAGAGAGAGAAAUAAGCAACACUCGUACACUUUUUGUGUUCGUGUGAACUUAUGAAUUUAUCAUUAUCUUAUGUAUAAAAUAUCUAUUUUUCGAGUUUGUAGGAAAAAUGGGAAGGCAGGAGACAAUAAGAUGUAUUAGGUUGUGCAAAAUAAAGGAAAACAAAAAAAUUGCGUAUU
Molecule: messenger RNA, 4650 nt
Organism: Vespula pensylvanica (western yellowjacket)
Lineage: Eukaryota; Metazoa; Arthropoda; Insecta; Hymenoptera; Vespidae
Gene: jar
Product: myosin heavy chain 95F
Exons: 19
Coding region: 213-3965 (1250 amino acids)
Biological process (GO): vesicle transport along actin filament; endocytosis; actin filament organization
Cellular component (GO): cytoplasm; endocytic vesicle; myosin complex
Molecular function (GO): ATP binding; microfilament motor activity; actin filament binding
Source: RefSeq, a predicted model, not a curated record